This is a messenger RNA of Microthlaspi erraticum, 291 nucleotides long. Lineage: Eukaryota; Viridiplantae; Streptophyta; Magnoliopsida; Brassicales; Brassicaceae. The record is from the annotation of a GenBank genome assembly.
AUGUUAGGUCGCAAGAUUGUUGAGUUCUAUGCUGCGUUGCCUCAACCAGGAGAUGAUAGUGUUCAGAGUGGGUCUGAGAUCUACUCGAUUGGGAUGACUCCAUGUUAUGCAUCCUUGGUCAUUGUUGCGUCUCACAACUGGAUGCCUUCAACUCAUAGCAACCAUGUGUCUGAGCCACGAGCUAAGCUUAUCUACAAGCUAUCCUACAGGAGUCGAGUUGAUUUUGGUCAGUUGGUGUAUGAUCAAGUGAUGGGGAUGAGCAAAUCCAACACAAAGACUCUCGUUGGUUGA